CAGGAGCAGCAGACUCCCCGCAGGGAUCCCCAGGGUUACACACAAUGCUGUUUAGAUGGCUGACAGAAAGGAGUAACUUAGUGAACGGUGUUGCAAACACUCUGUGAUCAUCCAGCAAGUGUCUCGGGGCAGUAAUUACGAUACAAUGGAGCAAGAAUUUGAAGACAUUGAUUCGUCCGGGAGAUGGCAAAACCUUUACAAUGAAAUCCGCAACCAAGCCAGUGAAUAUCCCUACAAAGUGGCAAAACUUCCAGUGAAUCGGAAUUUGAACCGCUACAGAGAUGUGAGCCCAUAUGAUCACAGUCGGGUAAAACUUGAAAACUCUGAAAAUGACUACAUCAAUGCAAGUCUAGUCAUGGUGGAAGAAGCCCAAAGAGCUUACAUUCUUUCUCAGGGGCCUUUGAGGAAUACCUGUGGUCAUUUCUGGCUGAUGAUUUGGGAGCAGUGUUCCAAAGCUGUUAUAAUGCUCAACAGAGUCAUUGAAAAGGGAUCUGAAAAAUGUGCACAGUACUGGCCCACUACAGAAGAGAUACAGAUGUCUUUCACAGACACAGGGUUUGUUGUCAGGCUACUUUCAGAGGAGGACCAAUCCUACUUUACAAUCCGAGUGCUAGAACUGCAAAACACAACGACGGGGGAGUCGAGGGAGAUCUACCACUUUCACUACACCACGUGGCCUGACUUUGGUGUCCCAGAAUCUCCGGCCUCCUUCCUCAACUUCCUAUUAAAGGUUCGGGAGUCGGGCUCAUUGGGACCGGAGCACGGGCCUUCGGUGGUGCACUGCAGCGCUGGGAUCGGACGCUCAGGGACCCUUGCCUUGGUGGACACCUGCCUGGUUCUGAUGGACAGGAGGAAGAACCCGUCGUCAGUGGACAUACAGAAGGUGCUACUGGACAUGAGGGAAUACCGCAUGGGUCUGAUCCAGACCCCCGACCAGCUCCGCUUCUCCUACAUGGCUGUCAUUGAGGGCGCCAAGCUCCUCCAGACAGUCAACUCAGCAGCCCAGCAGAACAAGCAGAAGGUAAUGUUCAGAGAUGGCUUGGAGCCAGAUCUGCCUCCUCCACCACCUCCACCCAGACCUCAUCUUAACGACAGCAGGCCCAACGGUCAGCCAGGACCCUGCCCGGAGCCACAGGUCGCCUCAGGAGACCACCCGCCGGCAGGAGAGUCGGACAGCCAAGACCACAACAUGGCAGAGAACUUAGGGCAUGUAAGAAAGCGACACCGUGAGGAGAGGAUUGCCAGCACCUCACAGAAGGUCCAGCUGAUGAAACAGAGACUGACUGACUCGGAGAGGAAACGAGACAAAUGGCUGUACUGGAGACCCAUUCUGCUCAACGUCGGUGCUGGGGCGGCUUUGGCUGUCGGCCUGCUGGUGUGCUGGAUGUACUCCCAGUGAAAAACUCUGGGUCAUUUAAAACUGACUCCUAUUUUGCACCAGUACCUGGGAGUAGGUACUUCUCUAAGUAGAUGUAGAUGGUAAUAUGUGCAUAACUGAGGGUAUUUAUUUCUUAAGGUCAAAAUGUGGGAGCUCUAGAUCAAAUGAUUGUGUGUAUAUUUUUCAUUAAGAUCUUAACAAAAAUAGUAACAUCUCAGGAUCUUGGUGCCAGCACGAUGAUUUCAUUUCCUUUCCUUCUUGUCACUGUUGAUGAAUGUACUGUAUCAUAACAAAUGGCUUUGAAAGAAACGUACUAAAGGUGCAGUACAAAGCAACAAAAAAAAAAUCUGACAGGUUUGUUUUUGCAUUCUUUAUUUGUAAUGGUCAGAUGUGUGUUGGUCAUCUGCGGACACGUUUUACAUUUUGCAUUUCAAAAUGACUUGUGUUGACAGUCCAUCGUACCACAGAUAUGUAGGAAGGCUCCAGAGGUCAGCUAUGGGAUUUUUUUGUUGUUCUGUAAUGAAAUUUGCAUAUCAUGCAUGCAUUUCGAGGUUUUCCAGAGCACCACUUGUUCUUCCAUUCACAUUCGGCAGGGCAUCCCAAUAUGGCCAGAUAUAUAUUUUUGUGUGACUGGACACUUCAUAGGGAGCCGCCUUGCUGAUGUUUCAAACUCUGCUAGAAUGUUAACCUUUUUAUUUUCUGUUAAACGAGCACCUUUUUUUCAUAGGUUUUGGUCGGAUCAUACAAGCUGUCAGGUCCUUCACCGCUUACUGCGUGUAUUUACCCACUGGAUGGGUUUGUGUGUGUAUUUUCAGGUUGUCCCACUGUUGUUUUUGAGGAAACCAAAGCAAAGCUGUCCGUUUUUGGAAGGCCAGGCAAGCUGUUAAAUGACAAAACCCUGUACUCCCAUUAUGUGGAAUGUAUUUUCCGUUGGAUCUCUGACAUAAAACACAACUAACUGCAUCACAAAAUGAUAGUCAAAGUAGCUUUGCAUUGUGUACGACUUCUUAAUUUGAACCCACAGAAUCACCGAAUUGGUUUUCAAUUGACUGGGACCUAUGUAAAGCUAUACCAGUGCAAUUUAGACAUUGAAGCAGAGGAUAUUUGGAUUAAAUUCUAGUAAGGAGAGAUGUUAGUACCUGCUUGUUUGCUGGUUGAGAUAGCUUUUAAUGUGCCUUGAAGUGAACUAAAUGGCAAAAUGUAUGCUCCAAGGUUUCCUAGCAUGAUCAGUACAAAAAAAGGUUUAUGUGAGCUUUUGUUUUCCACAUAACAUGAGUAACAUGUUUGCACAGCAUCAAUUGGUUUGUAGUAACUGGAGGUGUGAUGCAGUAAAUUUUAUCAGAGUUCACUGUACACCAAAUGUGUCAUAAGCAUGUACUGACUUUUGAAGUGACAUACGUUGCUGAUUGGCGAGUUACCACUGUUGGACAUGGCUUUUUACUUAGUUCUCAUUUAACCCGGAAGAGACACGUUUGACCAUAACAUUCCAUUCAGUCGGUUUUUUUUUCCACAUAAGAUUUCAGGGGAGUUUUGUAAGCUGCUGAGCUGCAGUGAGAACAUGAUGGAUGGCGUUUUGAAAAAAGCAAACAAAACAUGAAAUACUUCUUAAAAUAAAACAUUCAUCUUUUUUUACCAAA
Molecule: messenger RNA, 3015 nt
Organism: Epinephelus lanceolatus (giant grouper)
Lineage: Eukaryota; Metazoa; Chordata; Actinopteri; Perciformes; Serranidae
Gene: ptpn2a
Product: protein tyrosine phosphatase non-receptor type 2a
Biological process (GO): peptidyl-tyrosine dephosphorylation; negative regulation of receptor signaling pathway via JAK-STAT; negative regulation of ERK1 and ERK2 cascade
Cellular component (GO): cytoplasm; nucleus
Molecular function (GO): protein kinase binding; non-membrane spanning protein tyrosine phosphatase activity
Source: RefSeq, a predicted model, not a curated record